GGGUGGUCAACACAUAGUGAUCUUCAGUAGAUCCUGGGGUGAAGUCUCUUGUCGAGCAGCAGCAGUGAAUUCUUCACCAUGAGGCUGGUGAUUGUGUUGUGCAUGAUGAUUCUGGCGGUGUGCGAGUCUCGCCAGCUGGGCCGCUGUGAGGUUGUCCGCCUCUUCAGGAAACAGGGACUGGAUGGCUUUGAGGGAUUUUCACUUGGAAACUACGUGUGCAUGGCGUACUGGGAGACCAAGUGGAAGACCCAUAAGGUGCGGGACAGCGACAACAUAGGAAAGGACUAUGGUAUCUUCCAAAUCAACAGCUACAAGUGGUGUAAUGAUGGCACCACAGGUGGAAAGAACCUGUGCAAUGUCUCCUGCGGAGAUCUGCUCAAUGAUAACCUGAAGGCCUCUGUUGAGUGUGCAAAACUCAUUGUCAGAAGGGAGGGACUGAAGGCAUGGGAAACCUGGGAUAAGUACUGCAACGGCAGGAAGAUGAAACGCUGGACGAAAAGUUGUGAUUAGAAGUUGUGAUUUGCUGAAGUGUCCAGCCUGUGAAAAAAUCACGGCAGAACUUAAUUCUUAACUGUUUUAAAGCUUAACUGCUGCGAUUAAAAAUGAAAUGUAUUGAUUAUUAUGAAGUGAACUUCCAUCUGUUUGUAUGAAGUUUCAAUAAAGCUUUUUCACUGCUUUGAAAAGUC
Molecule: messenger RNA, 686 nt
Organism: Colossoma macropomum (tambaqui)
Lineage: Eukaryota; Metazoa; Chordata; Actinopteri; Characiformes; Serrasalmidae
Gene: lyz
Product: lysozyme
Exons: 4
Coding region: 79-510 (143 amino acids)
Molecular function (GO): lysozyme activity
Source: RefSeq, a predicted model, not a curated record